CUUGCAGCGGAAUUGCAAUACAAGGCUUCUUUGUGGACCUGCACAAACCUAAAUAGCUGUAGAAAUCAACCCUGUUCUCUUUCAAGACUCCAAGUAAAAGUCUGCUCUGGUUUUCUUGUUUCAGAAAUAAAGUUGACCAAGAACAGGAACAAGAUGGCGUCUGUGCUCCAAAAUGUCAAAGCAACCGUGGUGUGGCGGAAACACCAGCUCCUAGCUGACCUCAAUGAGAAUGAGAGCCCUGUGCCUGACAAAUUCAAGAGAAGGGCCCCUCUGAGUUCUCUCAAUACCAUUCGCAUGUCUUUAAGGAAACGGGUACCAUUAAAGCGAGUAGAGCUGAAUUUUCAUAAAACCCUAACUAGGGAAAGUCUGGAACCAAGACAGAGGUGCCAAACUCUUCACACUAUUAAAAGAACAGCAAAAUCUGCUUUUGGAACAGUGUCCCAGAAAACACAGAAGUCUUGCCAAAGCCCAGUACGCUCAGUGGUGACCCUUCCAGCUGAACCCAGCAGCAGCAGCAGCUCUGCGACCAGUUCUAUCAAAAAAAGAAGCACUACACCUCAAACACCUUGCUAUAAGAGUGUUACUCCAGCAGCCACUUCCAAAGGCACUCCAAGGUCCAGCAAAAGGGCCUUGCUUGGGCCAACAGGGGUGUCAGAACAUAGAGAAUGGCGGGAUUUCUCAUCCUGGCUUGGUAAAAAUGCUGUCUCACUCCGGAGAUCCAGAAGAGCAGCAGCACUGAAGAGCCCUUAUUCAUCACCUGCUACUUCCAGCAGAAAGAUAGAGUUUGACUGCGAGUUGGAACUGGUCUCCUCAGGGAUUUGCCAACUGAAGUGUAUCUCCCAAGCAUUCGAUGAUGCCAUUGUGAAAGAGGAGAGGCAAGAAGCAAUAUCAAACUACUACUAUCUAAUGGCACAAAACUCACAGUCUGUACAUCCAUCCCUGAAACUGUCUCAAGCUAUCAGAAGGCAAGCAAAGAAACUCCAUCAAGCACUUGGUACCUAGACAGAGAUGGCUGUAACUGUUUUUUCAUGUUUCCAAGUUUAUGAGCACAUGUAAAGGAGAAGUCUGUAGAGCACCUGAAAGGCUGCACUCUAUACACUUAAAUGAGCCAUUACACUUUUCUUUUUUAUGAAGAAGCUCAGGACUUCCCUUGCUUUCUCUUUUCAAGUAAAGAGAGAAUCAAAAUACACCAAGCACAGUGUAUUAUCUCCUGCUGAGAUGAGGGAACAGUCUUGAAAGUGACUUGCAUUAGGGAGUAAGUACA
Messenger RNA from Sturnus vulgaris (Common starling), 1264 nucleotides. Lineage: Eukaryota; Metazoa; Chordata; Aves; Passeriformes; Sturnidae. The record is from RefSeq and is a predicted model, not a curated record.